Molecule: messenger RNA, 6710 nt
Organism: Bicyclus anynana (squinting bush brown)
Lineage: Eukaryota; Metazoa; Arthropoda; Insecta; Lepidoptera; Nymphalidae
Gene: Sec24CD
Product: protein transport protein Sec24C
Exons: 18
Coding region: 135-4190 (1351 amino acids)
Biological process (GO): endoplasmic reticulum to Golgi vesicle-mediated transport; COPII-coated vesicle cargo loading; intracellular protein transport
Cellular component (GO): endoplasmic reticulum exit site; COPII vesicle coat
Molecular function (GO): zinc ion binding; SNARE binding
Source: RefSeq, a predicted model, not a curated record
AGCGUUAUGACGCUGACAACACUGUCAGAAUACGUGGCCCGUGGUUCCGAAUGUUAGAUGUGUGUUGUUUAUAUUUUUUAUAGUGCAAAUUCGUUAAAAAAUAUCCAACAAGCCAUAAGACAACUUCAUUCAAGAUGAUGAAUCCACAAUACCUGCCGCCCGGGCAAAAUAAUAAUGUUCAGAACAAUCCAAUGGGCUUCCCACCAUCACAAGACUUCAACGGUGUUCAUAACUCCAAUAUCUAUAGCCAACCUCCUUUGGAUAUGUCUCGAAAGAUGCAAAAUUUGGAUCUAAACGGACCCCAAGGACAAAUGCAAGGAUCAGGAUUUCCUAAUAUUCCUGCAUCACAAUUACCACCUGGCCAAAUGCCCCCCAAUUUUCCCCCUACUUCCAAUUAUACUGGCCAAUUACCACCAGAAGCUAAGCCCUUUCAAGGAAGGCCUCCAGUAAGUAGCAAUCAGCAAUUCCCUCCUACGAUCAAUCAGAAUGUUCUACCACCUUCUUCAACACCUGGUCCAGUGUCUCAGCCAAAUUUUGUCCAGCCUAACCAACCGGGACAGUUUCCCCCAAAUUCAGGUGCUAUGAAACCUCAAGGGCCUCCAGGGCCUCAAAGACCUAGUCAACCUGAACAACCUGGUAUGCCUCCUCAAAUGGGUGGGCCACAACAAGGUUUUCAAGGCCCUCCUGGACAAAUGAGAGGCCCUCAACCUGGGAUGCAACAACCUACUGCUCAAGGGUUUCCACCAGGACUUGGUCGAGGUCCACAAGGACCAGGUCAACCUUCUCAAAUGCCCAAUCAAGGCCCACCUCCAGCAGCUCAGAAUCAGGGUCCACCUCAAUCAGCUCCCAAUCAGGGUCCACCUCAACAAAUGACUGGACCUGGGUUUUCUCAAGCAGGACCAAUGCCUAACCAACCAGGGCCUCCUCAACCUAAUUCCCAACAAGCAAACUUACCACCCGGAUCUGGUUUACCUCCCCAGACUAGUAUGCCACAGCCUGGGCAAUUUGGACCACAACCUGGUUUUCAAUCUCAACCUGGCUUGCCCCAGUCUCUCCCUUCUCAGCAAAAUUUACCCCAACAACCGGUGUUAAAUCAGCCUGGCUUACCACCUCAACCAGGUCAACUUUCGCAGCCAGGCUUGCCCCCACAACCUGGUCAAAUGGGACAGCGACCACCUGCCCAACAUAGCUUACCACCCCAGCCAGGACAAAUGCCUGGUCUAAAACAACCAGGUUUACCACCUCAGCCAGGCAUGCCACCUCAACCAGGCAUGCCACCUCACCCAGGCAUGCCACCUCAGUCAGGCAUGCCACUUCAGGCAGGCAUGCCUCCUCAGCCGGGUAUGCAACCUCAGCCGCGUAUGCCACCACAACCGGGCAUGCCACUUCAGUCUGGCUUACCGCCUCAGCCCGGGAUGCCGUACCAGUCAGGCUUGCAACCUCAACCAGGCAUGCCACCUCAGCCUGGUAUGCCACCUCAGCCUGGCAUGCCACCUCAGCCUGGUAUGCCACCUCAGCCAGGCAUGCCACCUCAACCAGGCAUGCCACCUCAACCAGGCAUGCCUCCUCAGCCUGGCAUGAAUCAUCCUGGUUUACCACCGCAGCCUGGCCUACCUCCUCAGCCAGGAAUGCCGCCACAAUCUCAAUACAACCAGUAUCAAACAAUGCCUGGUCUGCCGCACAUGCCACCACCACUGAACCAGCAGAUGCAGUACCCCAGUCAGCCAGGGUAUGGGGCUCCACCACCGCAACAUGGUGGCUAUGCUGGUAUGCCACCAAUGCCUGGUCAACAACAGCAGAUGGGUCAGGGCUAUGCACCCUUCCCGGCGCAACAACCCAGCUACAGUCAGCCACAACAGCAGAAGAGACUGGACCCGGAUCAGAUGCCUAGCCCAAUCCAAGUGAUGGCAGAUGACCAACAGAACCGCGGUGGAGUGUUCGUGACCAACGACAAGGGGCUGGUCCCGCCGCUCGUGUCCACUGACUUCAUUGUGGACGACAAGGGCAAUGCCAGCCCCCGUUACAUCAGGAGCUCCAUGUACAGCGUGCCAGUUACUGCUGAUCUGUUGAAGCAGACGACAAUGCCUUUCUGUUUGGUCAUCUCGCCCAUGGCGGAGACGGUGGGCAGCGAGCCGGAGCCGCCGCUGCUGGACUUCGCGGCGCUGACGGGUGCGGCGGGCGCGGGCCCGGUGCGCUGCGCGCGCUGCAAGGCCUACAUGUGCCCCAGCAUGAAGUUCGUGGACGCCGCCAGACACUUCAAGUGCGCCUUCUGCAAGGCCACUUCUGAAGUGCCCAUGGAGUACACGCAGUACGUGAACACCAUGCAGCAGUACGGGCGCGUGCCGGCAGAGAUGGCGCUCGGCACGUACGAGAUCGUCGCCACCAAGGAGUACUGUCGGAACAACACGCUGCCCAACCCGCCAGCCAUCGUGUUCGUGAUCGACGUGUCGUACAACUCCAUCAAGAGCGGACUCCUGCAGACUAUUUGCGACAAUGUCAUGGACAUCAUUGAGUCAAUGCCGAAGGACGAACAAACGGGCAAGAGUUGGACGAGAGUUGGCUUCAUCACUUACAGCACGACUGUGCAUUUCUACAAUAUUAAGGGUACAUUAGUGCAGCCGCAAAUGCUGUCAGUGGGCGACGUAGGCGACAUGUUCGUGCCUUUGUUAGAAGGCUUCUUACAGACGCCGGAGGAUAGCGGGCCCGUGCUGCAGGCUCUUCUGCAGCAAUUGCCCACCAUGUUCCAAAAUAAUAAAGAGACUGAGACCAUUUUGUUGCCCGCUGUACAGGCAGGUCUAGAAGCACUGAAGGCAGCAGACACUUCAGGUCAGCUGCUGGUGUUCCACACCACGCUGCCGUCCUACAACGCGCCGGGGAAACUCCUCAACAGGGAAGACAGGAAACUCCUCGGCACUGACAAAGAGAAGCAGAUAUUGACGCCGCAAACGACGGCAUACAACGAGCUGGGCCAGUCGUGUUCGGCGGCGGGGGUUUGUGUGCAAAUGUUCGUCUGCAACAACGCCUACAUCGAUGCCGCAACGUUGGGCCAACUGCCGCGCCUCACCGGCGGACAGCUGCACAAGUACACCUACUUCGUGGCAGACACGGACGGCGCGCGGCUGGCGUGGGACGUGCGGCGCGUGGUGUCGCGGCCAACGGCCUUUGACGCGGUGAUGCGCGUGCGCACGUCCACCGGCGUGCGCGCCACGGACUUCUACGGACACUUCUUCAUGUCCAACACCACGGACGUCGAGUUGGCGGCUAUUGACGCGGACAAGGCGAUAGGUGUGGAGAUCAAACACGACGACAAGCUGACGGCAGAAGACGGCGUGUACGUCCAGGCGGCGCUGCUGUACACGCACCGCAGCGGCCAGCGGCGCCUGCGCGUCGUCAACCUGGCGCUGAACGUGGCGCACCAGCUCGCCGACGUGUACCGCUCCGCCGAGCUCGACACCUGCAUCAACUUCCUCACCAAGCAAGCGGUAUGGGCCCUCAGAGAAGCGACUCCGAGACAAGUCCGGGAAGGGCUCACGAGUCGGUGCGCCAAGUCGCUGGCGGCGUACCGCAGACACUGCGCCUCUCCAUCAUCAGUGGGACAGCUGGUGCUGCCGGAGUCCAUGAAGUUACUGCCUCUGUACACCAGCUGCGUGCUGCGGUCGGAUGCUGUGGCGGGAGGACCAGACAUAACGUGCGACGACCGGUCGUGCGCGAUGUACCGCGCGCUGACGGCCGACGUGUCGCUGUCGCUGGUGUACACCUACCCGCGCCUGCUGCAGCUGGACGUGCUGCCCGACGCGUCGCCGCAGCCGCUGCGCGCCUCCGUCGACAAGAUGAACGAGACUGGUGUCUACUUGCUGGAGAACGGUGUACACAUGCUGAUAUGGGUGGGGUCGCAGGCUUCGGCCGAGUGGGUGGGCGAGGUGUUCGGCGUGGCGUCGCCGCAGCACGUGGACACGCACGUGUGCGAGCUGCCCGCGCUUCACAACCGCACCAGCGCCGCCGUGAGGGAGCUCGUCGAGCGCACCAGGGUGAAACGCAGGAACGCUAUGAGGCUAACAGUGAUGCGCCAACACGACAAGCUGGAAGCUGUUCUGCGUCACUUCCUGGUGGAGGACCGGGGGGUGGACGGCAGCUCGUCCUACGUGGACUACCUGUGCCACAUACACAAGGAGAUCCGCACGCUGCUAUAGUGUAUGUACAGCGCGUACUAGCGCGCACCGCUGCUCUGUCCGUUCGCCCGCACCUACCCGACUGUACUGCGAGAUGUGUGCAGAUACGCCAGUGAGUGGCGUAUCUACAUAUGUCUCAGCUAAUAGUAAUACGACACAAGCUAGAAGCUCUUCUACGUCCCCUACGUGGGACUGUGGGAUGUAAGUAGAUAUACCAAUGUGUGGCGUAUCUACUUGUGUCACAGCUAACGGUGAUACGACGCAAGCUAGAAGGUGUUCUACGUCCCGUACCUGGGACUGUGGGAUGUAAGUAGAUAUACCAAUGUGUAGCGUAUCUACAUGUGUACCAGCUAAUGGUGGUGCGACACAAGCUAGAAGCUGUUCUACGUCCCGUACCUGGGACGACUGUACUGCCCUCAGUACAGUCGUCCCAGGUACGUGUAAGUAGAUACGCCAAUGUGUGGUGUAUCUACUUGCGUCACGGCUAACGGUGAUGCGACACAAGCUAGACGCUUUUUUGCGACUUGUGCCCACGACGACUGUACUACGAGAUAUGUGUAAAUACACCAAUGCGUUUAUAUAUAUAACACAGUUUAAGGCGAUGUAACACGAUAAGCUGGUAGCCGUUCUAUGUUACUUUCAGUGGCGUAUCUGCAAAUAUGUAUGUAAUAUUAACUAACGUAUCAACAUCGCUUUCGCGUAGAUAGGAGUAACGAACUGAGCGAAAUAUAUGUAGAUACGCCAAUAUGGGUGGUCGGUGUAAGUACACAUACUGUCGUAUCGACUAACGGUGAUUGAAUGAACUUCGUUAGCACGUAAAUUAGUAGAGAUUUUAAAAAAAGUUCAACAAUACUAACUCUAACUGGGAACAAUGGGUUUACGUGCUCUGUGAGGCAAGGGAACUUCCCAACUCUGCUCUGGGAAUUUCUCGGAAGAACUAAAAGCUAAAUAAUUCACAACCCAGGUAACCAGCUAAAGAUACUAAUAAAUGCUAUUUGUUGAUAAAUAAUAAUUAUAAUAUAGGUACGAAUCAAUUAAUACAAUUCUAUGCAAAAAAUGCGGGCAAAGUCGGGAACAUUAGUUAGUAGUUUUAGCAGAAAUAUAUGCAGUGACGCGCACUUCAUAUAAGCAAAAAUACACUGCCUAUGAGAUUCAUUAAGGCCUUAUUGAAAAAAUAUUUUUCUUUUUGUAUCAUAGUGCCUACCCUAAUUAAAACUCUUGUGCGCGCCGCUGUUUAUAUAAAAAGAAACAUUAUAUUGUGCUGAUGUUUAUGAUUGCGGUGACGAAUGACCAUUAAAUGUGCCGAGUGGAUGACUAUUGUUAUUAUUAAAUUGUAAUAUUAAUAAAUAAUUAGUAAUAAUAAAUCUGUUGAGAAUUAUAAUUAUGAUUAUAGAGUUUUGUAAAUGUACGGUGGUUUUUUUUAUUAGAUUUUUAUUUUGUAAAAAAUUAAAUUAGACGUCAAUUUUUCAAGGUUUAUCAGACCUUAUAAUUAGCCUCUCAUAUUCGAUAUUUCUUUUUUUUUAACUAAAAUCUGUUGGUAAGUUGCUUACUGUUUGACGUUGUUAUACAGUAGUGUGACAUAGAAACCCGUUUACUUAAAAAAAAACUUCGUCCGAAAAUGAAUAUCUAUACAGGGUGCUCGGAAGUAUUUUCCAUUACUCUGGGGUAAUAUUAUUUUUCGAUAAUUAAUUAAAAAUGUUCAAGGAACAUGUGUUCUAAAAUUAAUAUUUUCGGAGUAAAUAAUAUUCCUUUUGUAAAUAGAACUUAAAAUGUAUCCCUUAUGAUUAUGACAUAGCCAAGCUUUCAAAUGCAAGGAGGCGUAAGUUACAUGUAUGUAGUUUUUUUUUAAUUUUUUUUUUUACUUUUUACUUUUUGUUAAAAAUACAGUAAGCCUGCUAUAAGUGGACUUCAAGGUGUUGACGAACACCUUGAAGUUAUGGGAAAUAUUCCGAGCAUCCUGUAUAUAAAUACUUAUUUUGUAUUCUUUUAAAGUAUGUAUAGAUAAUUAGAUAGAAACAUUGCCAAGCAACUUAUCCAUAGAUUAUUAUAUAUUCUGGCAAGUUCUCUGAUGACACUCCCAUGAUAUGCGGGCGACGGGGGGAAAGACUGCGCGGGUGUGAAAUCGUGCGUGCGGGGAAGUGAGGUGCAUCAGUCGUGGGUUUUUCAUUCAUCGUUACACGCCCCCCGGCCCGCGCGGACCAUCGGGAGUGUUACGAAGUUGCCAAGCAAUAGAUCAAUAGUUGUAGACGAGCAAAAUUUUUGUCAAUUUGUGGCUAUGUUUGUCAAACAAUGCUUAAAGUCAAGUUUGACAAGCAUGUUUGUCAAACAUGCUUCAUCGUUUACUGGAUCAAUGCGGGCUAUAGAUCUGCAUUUUUAACUGUACAGUUAAAUUGAGAGUCUGUAGUCCGCUUAAGUCGGCUGGUUGAAAAAAUAUUCCGUCAUAAAUUCAUAAUGUAUUUGUUUGUGUUAGUGUUUAGUUUGUAUUUAUCGAACUCCAUUUUUAUUUUAAUGUAAAUAAAACUAUAUAUUGGCCUUAUUAUA